UGAUUUUCUACGUCAUAUUUGUGCGCUGCUUUUUAAGAAACUCACGUUUGGAAAAGUGGCUAGAAUGUCGGAGAAAAAGCAACCGGUAGAUUUGGGUCUUUUAGAGGAAGAUGAUGAGUUUGAAGAGUUUCCAGCAGAAGAUUGGGCUGGUUUGGAUGAAGAUGAAGAUGCUCACGUCUGGGAAGACAACUGGGAUGAUGACAAUGUAGAAGAUGACUUUUCUAACCAGUUAAGAGCUGAAUUGGAAAAGCAUGGGUACAAAAUGGAGACCUCCUAGCCUAUAGGGGAACCCAUUAAUGCUGAUUGCUGAAAUACACUGAUCUGAAGAAGUGAAGAUUGGCGAGAGAUUGUGUAUAGUGCUGUCAUGUAGCAUAACACUCAUUUUCCUAGAAAAGAAGAAAAAUGAAAUAUACCUUGGUAUAUUUAAAGCACUAUCAUUUCUAACUUUUUGACUUCCCAGACUAUAUAUAUUUUUUCUCCACAUCUUUCAAUGGGUUUACUUUGUAGAUUAAAAGCGUAUAAUAAUUUUUUUAUGACAAACUGUUAUCUUUUUCCUUUACCUCCUACAAAGAAUACUGGACAAGCUGUCGUAAGAAUAACUAAGACCCUUUAUCAGUUGUAUUUUCAAGGUAUUUGUUACUUUAAAGUUUCUGUAAUCCACUGGUUUGAGUCAUAACAUUGCUGCUAGUUUUCUUAUCUCAACAUUUUAUUCUGUGACUCUGGAUUUAAUAAAGAUCACGGUGAAGUUA
Molecule: messenger RNA, 749 nt
Organism: Protopterus annectens (West African lungfish)
Lineage: Eukaryota; Metazoa; Chordata; Ceratodontiformes; Protopteridae
Gene: SEM1
Product: SEM1 26S proteasome subunit
Exons: 3
Coding region: 65-277 (70 amino acids)
Biological process (GO): mRNA export from nucleus; double-strand break repair via homologous recombination; proteasome assembly
Cellular component (GO): proteasome complex; proteasome regulatory particle, lid subcomplex
Source: RefSeq, a predicted model, not a curated record